Molecule: messenger RNA, 2931 nt
Organism: Rhinichthys klamathensis goyatoka
Lineage: Eukaryota; Metazoa; Chordata; Actinopteri; Cypriniformes; Leuciscidae
Gene: iqsec1a
Product: IQ motif and Sec7 domain ArfGEF 1a
Exons: 13
Coding region: 93-2837 (914 amino acids)
Biological process (GO): regulation of ARF protein signal transduction; actin cytoskeleton organization
Molecular function (GO): guanyl-nucleotide exchange factor activity; protein binding
Source: RefSeq, a predicted model, not a curated record
GUGAUGUGCUGGUUUGUAAAUGAUUGGUUUCAUCAGAGCAGACUUUGUCUCUGUUCGGGAAACUGAGCUGACCUUUGAACUUGUGGCUCAUAAUGGCAGAUAAGCAGAAGAAACUGGACUUCUUUGGCAAGAGAUCUUUCUUUGGACGACAUUCACAUCGAAAAACUGCAGAGAGUAAGAGUUAUGUGGAGGGGAAUAUUCAAAACAGUGAGCCUGGCCCUUCCUUGGACACCAGCAUAGGAUAUGGCCGUGGCCCUGUCCCGCACAGUUCUUCCUUGAGUCCUGACCAGUUUGAGGGCUCAGUGUACAGCCACAGCAUCCAGUCGGGCCCACAGCGCCCACAGCGACCCAAACUACAACACUCUCAGUCUAUCUUCCGCAAGCAGGCAGAGGAGGAGGCCAUCAAACGCUCACGCUCCCUCUCUGAAAGCUAUGAGCUCUCCACAGACCUGCAGGACAAGAAGGUGGAAAUGCUUGAGCGGAAAUACGGGGGCCGUUUCAUAACCCGCCAUGCUGCACGCACCAUCCAGACAGCUUUCCGCCGACACCAAAUGAACAAGAACUUUGAACGCCUCCGGAGUUGUAUGUCGGAGAACCGCAUGUCCCGCAGGAUUCUUUUGUCCAACAUGAGGAUGCAGUUUUCCUUUGAAGGAGGAGAGAAAGUCCACGGCUCUGUUUUUGAGGGCAAGCAAAUGUCUCUCCUGGAGGAUACCAGCCAAGUAGGAGCCAUGGCUCAAGCUGGAGAGAUGGUUCCUGUUAUCUUGGAAGCCCCAGAACCUCAAAACGAUUUAACAGAUACAAUCACAGAGCUAGAGGACACUUUCUCAAGGCAAGUAAAGUCACUGGCGGAGUCAAUUGACGAUGCACUGAACUGCCGUAGUCUACGCAAAGAGGAGAUCCAGCCUGAACAAGCAGUUUGUCUGCGCCAGGAAGAUGAGCUCCCUCAGCCUGAUGAGCAGCACAAGCUGGAUGAGAUCUGUGACGUGACACUCUUCAUCGAUGAAGAGGAGCUCUCCCCACCGGUCCAGCCUUCCUGCUGCGCUGACCAGCCCUCCAGCACCCAGGCUGAGCAGUCCGGCGGCUCCUCGCAGGAGUACUGGUCCACGGGGGCCAAGGAGGACAAGGUGGACAGGGACACUAGCUACAGGAGCCCUCCGUCCCUCGAAGGCCAAGGGCCGCAGCUCUGUAUGGACUUACCCCUGUUGACCAUCGAGCCUCCCAGUGACAGCUCAGCAGAUACAAGCCAGGGCUUGGGCCAGCCACAAAAUAACCACGAACGAACCGUAGCAGGACCACAGGCCAGUCCCAAAACCAUCUCACAUGGACUACCUCCCAGAGCUCCCUUGCUUUCUCAAGACGAAGAGCCCCUUAGACACCGGCAGGUGGAGAGCCACCUUCCUACCAACGGCAACCGGCAGAGCAAGACAGAAUCAGACUUUUCAGAUGGAGACAAUGACAGUCUCAACAGCAAUUCAAACUCCAUUGACACAAUAAACUCAGAAUCCUCAUCUCGAGAUAGUCUCAGCAAGCAGACCUACCACAAAGACACUCGCAACAGCUGGGACUCUCCGGCCUUCAGCAGCGAUCUCAUGCGGAAAAGACAAUACCGCAUUGGCCUCAACCUCUUCAAUAAAAAGCCAGAGAAGGGAGUGCAGUACCUGACGGAGAGGGGCUUUAUCCCCGACACUCCCGUGGGAGUCGCACACUUUUUCCUGCAGAGGAAAGGCUUGAGUCGACAGAUGAUCGGGGAGUUCCUGGGGAACCGGCAGAAACAGUUCAAUAGGGAUGUUUUAGACUGUGUGGUGGAUGAGCUGGAUUUCUCAGGGAUGGAGCUGGACGAAGCUUUGAGGAAAUUCCAGGCUCAGAUCCGUGUUCAGGGAGAAGCACAGAAGGUGGAGCGCCUGAUCGAGGCUUACAGCCAGCGCUACUGCAUCUGUAACCCUGAUGUGGUCCGUCAGUUCAGAAACCCUGACACCAUCUUCAUCAUGGCAUUCGCCAUCAUCCUCCUCAACACAGACAUGUACAGCCCCAACGUCAAGCUGGAGCGCAAGAUGAAGCUCGAGGACUUCAUCAAGAAUCUGCGAGGGGUUGAUGAUGGAGAGGACAUCCCUCGGGAGAUGCUGGUUGGGAUUUACGAGCGGAUCCAGAAGAAGGAGCUGAAAACGAAUGAUGACCAUGUGUCUCAGGUGCAGAAGGUGGAGAAACUCAUCGUGGGCAAGAAGCAAAUUGGAUCGCAUCACCAUGGCCUCGGAUGUGUGCUGUCUCAGGCUCACCGCAGGCUCGUGUGCUACUGCAGACUGUUCGAGGUCCCGGAUCCAAACCGACUGCAGAAACUCGGGCAGCAUCAGCGGGAGAUCUUCCUGUUCAAUGACCUGCUGGUGGUUACCAAGAUCUUCCAAAAGAAGAAGAACUCAGUGACAUAUAGUUUCAGGCAAUCUUUCUCUUUGAACGGGAUGCAAGUGAUGCUGUUUGAAAACCAGUUCUAUCCGAAUGGUAUCCGGCUGACUUCAGCCAUUCCAGGUGCGGACUUCAAAGUCCUGAUCAAUUUCAAUGCGCCCAACCCUCAGGACCGCAAGAAGUUCCUCAGCGACCUGCGAGAGUCCAUCGCCGAAGUCCAGGAGAUGGAGAAGUACCGGAUAGAGUCGGAGCUGGAGAAGCAGAAAGGGGUGGUCCGGCCCAGUAUGUCUCAGAGCAUGUCUGGCCUGAAGAAGGAGACGGGGAACGGCAGCAUGGGCCGCACCAGCCUGGACGACUCCUACGCCAUGGGCGAGGGCCUGAAGAGGAGUGCGCUGAGCAGCUCCUUACGGGAUCUCUCUGAAGCGGGACUCCAUCUUUAGCAGUCCUCUGGGCCAGAGAGAAGCUUCCUUCCGGGAUCAUCUGUUUCCUGACAGACUUCCUCCUCCUCCUCCUCGGGUCACUGUCUGGCAGUGC